AUGCCCUAUGAGCGGUGCGACAGUUCUUCAGCACAGUCGCGACGUUUUUCCCGCAAACCUGCCACUUUCGAUGCUGACGAGCAUGAACAGAUUUGUCACAAAGCAGAGGAUAUCCCGCUACCUCCGUCUCUAAAUCGCUUCGUAGUUGCACCUGCACGUUCACCGCCCAGUUCUCAGGUUUGGCUCGUUUUUACAUUUAUGAUAUGA
Messenger RNA from Gongylonema pulchrum, 207 nucleotides. The record is from the annotation of a GenBank genome assembly. Lineage: Eukaryota; Metazoa; Nematoda; Chromadorea; Rhabditida; Gongylonematidae.